Messenger RNA from Clunio marinus, 6117 nucleotides. Lineage: Eukaryota; Metazoa; Arthropoda; Insecta; Diptera; Chironomidae. The record is from the annotation of a GenBank genome assembly.
UUUUUUUCUUCUAGAACGAGUUGUGUACAUUGGAACCUGGGAUGGAUAUUAUCCCCAGAACACCAGCCCAUGGACAAUACAAUCAUCUCAAUAAUCUUGUCCAUCAUCACAACUUUCAUCACCAUACCGAUCAAACCAAAUCGCUUCAGGAGCUGCAGAAUGAGGUCGGAGCUUUACUGGAAUUUCGCGAUUUGGUUAUCGAAACCUUUCCUGAUCUCAAACAUAAAAUGGCAUCGUCGGGCGCAAACAGUACAAUUACCGGUCUUCAAUCGUCAUCGAUAGUUUCCAGACGAGAAUGGGAACCUGGAAUUCGUGUAAGACGUAAACUUAAUAACAAUUUAAGUAAAGAUGGAAGCAGUAAUGCCAGUGGUACUGGCGAAAUUCAAUCUUCAUCUUUGCUUAUAAGAAGUCGUAGCAACUCCCACAGUGGCAAAAAGGAACCAAAGAGUGGUGGCGAAGGCAAUGGAAGUGUCAUACAAGAUUCAGGUUUUUCAACUGAAACCAGCUCUUCGAAAGAAGCUCACAGCGCCUCAUCAACUGCUGGUUCAGCGGGAGCUCAAGGCAAUAACAUUUCAAGUGCACUAACUGCCCGCUUAAGUUCCGAUUCAAGUAACGAUAAUGAGUUGUGGAAUCUUCUCGAUGUGAUACAUAGACGAACAUCACGACUUGCUGAUGAAAUUGAUAAUUAUCAAAAGUUCAGCAAUCGUAAUGUUAAUGGUCAAGCAACGUCAGCUCAAGCAGGCACGUCAUCAUUCCAAAGUCAGUUAAAUUUCAUGAGUAAGGAAGAUGUGCAAAAUCUGCGAAAAGAGCGCGAUCAUUUGAUGGAUAAAAUGGGUGAUAUGGAAGCUGAGUUUCUAGCGAGUAGAAUCAAAGAAUCGAAGCUUCAUGAGCAGCUGCAGGAGUUGCAACAGACAAAAGUUGAGCUUGAAGACCAGCUGAAAUUAGCGAUGAGUCAAAAGCUUGAACUGAGUCGAAUGAACGACCUUCAAGAUUGUGCCAGUAAUCAAUUAAUUUCACCCGACACAUCAAAGAGUCGCUUCACAAGUAACGACACACUUACGUCGUCAUCGAUCAUCAAAAAUCGUCCAAACUCAACUUUCCAACCCAUUCCAAUUAAGCCACAAAAACUUCUUAAAGCGUCCAAUGCCGAUGAUUCAGCAAUAUCAUCGACGCCAAAUAAUUCAAAGCAACUUAAAGACGAGCUUAAUCAACUUGGUCGACUCGACGGGCUGAUAAGCAACCCUAAUAGUAAAUUGAAUAAAGUUCGUGUGCCUGAUUCAAAGAAAAUUGCUGCCAUACUACUGGAAACAAACAUCGUAGAGUUACAACGGCAUCUGUUGACAAUCACAGUACAAAAUCAGGUGCUACAGCAACGAUUAGAGCAGGCAACGAAAUCAAAGAUUUACUUAAUCAAGAAACUCGACAAAUCGAAAGAAGACGUUGAGGAUUUAAAGUUUCAAAUUGAAGAACGAAAUAUCGAACUUGAAGGCACUCGAGCUCAACUUCGCGUGAUGGAAUCAAAGCUCGCUAAUCGUUCUGAUUUAAGUCCCGAUCAUCAGUCAUCAAGCAAUGUAAAUUCAACAAAAUUAUCCUCACAUGAUGGCAUCACCAUCAUGCAUACGUCAACACCAAAUCGACUUCCACAUUCACAUUCGCAAACAAUCUCAACUCCUAGUAUGAAGGCGAUGGUACCAUUGGCAAUGGAUGAAGCUUUUCAAAAUAGCAGUUCGACAGAGUCAGCUCAUGAUCAACAAGAAAGAGAACUCGCAUUGUCAAAAUGUCCAGAAACACCGAAAAGAAGUAAACCAAGCAAAAUUCCAUUGCCAGGUACGAAAGGAUUUAUUGCGAAACCUCCAAGUGGACGACCACCGAUAAAUGGUCCACCAUCCAAUAAAAGUCUAACAAAAUCCACCAGCAGUCUUUACAAUGGACAGAAGUCAAGCGGCCCUUCAUCCAUCACUAAGAAGGACACAAGCUUAACACGUCCCGAUUCCGUCCAAAGUUGGCGUAACAUGUCACUUGAAGGUAAAAAUCGAAGUUCAUCAAUUCCCAUUUCAAACAAGCCAAUCAUCAAUGUGGCAUCGUCAUCUUCAAAUGUCAACUCAUCACCAAAUGCUGCUUCAUAUGGAACGACAAUUGUCAAUGUUUCUCCGUCAACAACAUCAGUGAAUGUAAACAACAAGUAUGUGACGUCGUCACCUGUUCCUCGUCACAAACGCGAUUCAUUAACAACGAAAGUGAAGAACUUAGAUUCACUUUCGCGUCUUCAGUCGUCAUCGACUGGUGCACUGAUGGCCACAUCAAGUGGUGUCAUUGUGACGCGUUCACCAACAUCUCCGAAUGCGGUAACAAAUAAUGGCACCAAUAAUAGAAAGUUCACUGCACUUCCGGUUCGUCGUAUGUCGAAUGUUUCAGUUGGUCGUGAGAAUGAUAUUCACGAUAAUAGUUCAAGUGGUGAGACGAAUGGUGGGAAGGCUUUCCGAAAAACCCCAAACCCUUUCGCAAUGCAAUCAAAUGUAAUCAAAAAAUCGUGGACAACACCAAACAUCAGAAAAACAGUCGCAGAUGACACACGUCAAUUCAUGGAAGCGUCAACACCAUUUCAGUCUCACAACUUAAUUCGUGAAUAUUUGCUGAAGACGCGCGUGCCGGAAAUUCUAAAACUUCAGCAAAACCGACGACCUUCGCCAACAUUUGUAACAUCCGCAAUGACAUCAGACAUGAAUAUUGCUUACAAGCAUCCGUUGGUGAUUGCUGAAGAAUUGCGAAAUGGCGGUGGUGAAGCUUUGGCUAUUGAUAAUUCUUCGAUCAUCGUUCCAAAGCCAAUUAGACAAGUCAAAAAGAAAACAAAUCAUGACGAACGUCCACAUUUGAUUGGAAAGGUUAACCCAAUGAUCGCUAGAACAUGGGAACAGUUAUCCAAUCAAAUGGAUCUAUCAAGUGAAAGCAAUUUAGAAGAUAAUGAUGAAGAUGAUAAGCAAAGCUACGUUCUCUUUGUGAGAAAGCCGUUUAAUUUUCUAUCCCAAGACGAUGAUAAUUUUUCCGUCAAUAAAAUACAACAUGACGCAAGCGAAAUAUUCUUCGACAGCAUUGAUAAUGAUGAAGAAGAAGAUGAAGACGAAGAAAGUUGCCCUGAAGGUGGCGAAACAAUGGCGGAAGAAUUGGAUUCGUUGGAGAUCCACUGCAAUAACAUUUUGCGGUGUACAACACGAAAGGACUUGUCAUCUAGUGCAGCUAUUAGUGACAUAAGCGAAAAUAGUUUUUAUUUUCAAAGCAAUUUAAGCUCAGAUACUCUCCUCGAAAUCAUGACCGAGCUAUAUGAAGAUGAUUCGCUAGUAAAAGUUCGUGCACAGGUGAUGACACGUGACGAAAGUACCGAAGGUUGGCUUCCACUGCAAGGUGGUGGACUUGCAAAUGUCUCGAUACGUAAGCGUGCUCGUAUGCCCGACGUUGGAGGACAUGAAUACAUCAUUUAUGGUCAACGAAUAUCAGACCAAACGGUCAUCCUGAGUUGCGUCAUCAAUCGCGAUCUUCAGUACUAUAAAGUUAUGCCAACAUUUCAUCAUUGGCGUGCUGGGAAACAACGAAACGGUCUUACAUUUCAAACGGCAGCUGACGCAAGAGCUUUUGACAAGGGAAUCAUCAAAGCAUAUGACGAUCUUAUAGACGAAAUUAUGAUGAACAAUUUCGAUAUUAUUCAAUUUCCAGGACUUUCACAAAAAACAAAUUGGCAUAAACACUCGACAUCAACACAUACCGACUUGUACAAUUACGAUGACACUCAAGUUGGAGAAGAUGAUGUUUUUAUGACACUCGACUUACCCAUUGAAACAUCGGAAUCAAAAUCGAGUUCUGAAGGAACUGGAAGCAAUCAAAGCGUCGAGAAACAACCAUCAUCACUUCAACAACCAGCAAAGAAACUCAACAUUCAGUACAUAUCGUGUGAGCUCGCACCAAAUAAUUCCAACAAUAACGAUUCCAACAGCCAGCAUCAACUUGCACCUGUCACACAGCCAUCAGUAAUACCAGCCGAUAAUUACUCUUAUGUGCAAUUGACAGCUGUUCAUGAUUAUAACUACCCGGUUGCUGAAGAUCCAAUCACUUCCGUAUUAAGACGAGACUCAACUUGCAGUUUGAAGAAGCGAACAGCACUUGAAGUUCCAGAAUCGAUUAUUAAAGAAAAUGCUAUGAUCAAAGCUCGACUGCGUUGUCGAUAUUGCCAAGAAUUCUACCAAGAAGAAUGGAAUCGAAGAGGUUCGUGUGCAUUCGCGCCAGAUUGCAUAAAAAGUGGAAUUGACACGAUUUCAGGGAUGAUUUGUGCUCGCUGUAUGUUGUAUCAUUGCAUGAGCGACUCUGAAGGCGAACUUAUAAAUCAUCCUUGCUCGUGUAGCAGCAAUGCAGCCGAAGAAGUCAGUUGCACAAAGCGUUGGAUUGGUUUGGCGCUUUUGUCAUUGCUUGUUCCAUGUCUUUGGUGUUACCCACCGCUGAAAGCUUGUCACAUGAUUGGAAUUCAGUGUGGCGUAUGCGGUGGAAAGCACAAGCCACAGAUAUGACAACCAAUAAAAAUUUAUCAUCAUCCGGAUGAUGAGCCAUUGCGGAAGAACCACAAAUCGAAGCAACAGGCUCGUGUUCACUUUCAACAACCAUUACCGAAUCUUUACGAUCGUAACUUCCAUAAUUCAGCAUUCAACAACAACUAUCAGCAUUUGCAACACUCAAACACAACGACCCAGCCAGAACUUAAUAACUGCAACUUUUUCUAAACUAAAUCCGGCUGAUGAUGCAGAGAUGAAUACAAAAAAUAGAAAAGAACUAAGAAGAGUCCUUUUCGGGACAGAAAUUUCAAGAAAUUUGAUUCAUUUUGAGACGUGGAGACAUGAACAAUUUUCAUUAUUUUUAAACAUUUUAAAAAUUUUGCAUUGCUCAUUCUUCCAUCUCAAAAAUUCUUAUUUCUUGUGAAGACUUAAGUCGCAUGGCUUUUAAACAUUUUAAGAAUAAACUAGAAACAUCUUUAGAAACAUUCAAUUUCAAAUGAAAGAUGAAAAUCUUCUUACAAAAAAAGAGAUUUUAAAGAGGAAAAUCUAAAAAUAUUGAAGAGAAAUUAAAUAAUGAAAGAAAAAUUUUCUUAAUUCAUGAUGAAAAAUUUCAGAAAAUAGCUUUACCAUUGAGAGGCAAAUGAAAAAGAUGUCAUUAUUUUUAAAAAGAAAAUAUAACGUCAGUAGACGAUGAAGUUCAUCAGCUAGAAGCAGAUGAACAAUGAAUGAAAUUAAAAAAAUCACUUCUUUGGAUAGUUUAACAAUUUUUGUAGUUGCAUAACGAGAAAGGCGCAGUCAAGAGGCCAUAAACUUGAGAAACAAUAGAACACACUGUCAGUCGUUUAUUGAUGCAUAAAAAUAAAACUAAAAAGAUUUUAAACAGUUCUCAGAGACCACCAUCAAACUUUUAAGAUGAAGAUGAAGAAGAAAAAAAAGUUUAAAGUAAAAAUGAUAAAUAUUUCUAAUUAAUCUCAUUAUAUGUGUAUGGCUAGUAAAUAAUAUUAAUAAUAAUCGCGAUAAUCGUGUGUCAACGUUGGAUGGCAACUUUCUGGGGACUUUUGUUUAACAGGGGCUUAGUCUUUUUAGUCAAAUUUUUGUACGAAUAUCAAAACACGACUGAACAGCAUUCAACAUUACAAAUCAGAUAAAUAUUUGUAGGUCAGAAUCACAUCUUUUUUCAUUCCCUUAUAAGAUGACAAAAAGAAAUCCGAUAAAGCGAAAAUUUAUUGUUGAGCGAUAAGUUUGAUAAGAAAUUCAUUGAAAGGAAGUUAAAGAAAAUUUAUGAAACGACGAAACUUCAUCAGUUAAAGUUCAGUAAAUGAAAAAUAUAUUAAAUGUUUUCUGACGACAUAAAAAAAGAUUAAAGAAACCGAAAAGAAGGUGAAAAAUAUUUAAUUUUAAAAAUUAAAUUCUAUUUAUAUUAUUGACAACAAAAAAAAGAAAAAAAUCGUGAAGAGGAUAAAAAGAAAGGAAGAAAAACUACAUAAAAGAAGAAAAUUAUAUAGUACAUGUAAAAAAUUAUUAAUUAAAGAUAUUUAAAUGUAAAUUAAAGUUUUUUUCAUUCGAUUUUUCAUUUUUCAGA